Messenger RNA from Hibiscus syriacus, 1327 nucleotides. RefSeq lists its product as uncharacterized. The transcript has 2 exons. NCBI's taxonomy places the organism in Eukaryota, Viridiplantae, Streptophyta, Magnoliopsida, Malvales, Malvaceae. Bases 104 to 565 code for a protein of 153 amino acids. The record is from RefSeq and is a predicted model, not a curated record.
GUGGCAGAGGGCACAACUUUAUAAGCCCGUGUGCUUAGAUUUGUGUAUACAAAUCGUGGUAAGUUUAUUGUAAGGAAAAGCAAGAAAGCAGAACUGGAGCGACAUGGUAGGAUCUUCUUCCCAAACACAAUCAUUGGUUUCCACCAUGAACUCCGAUAACUUGGAUAAAGAACGUCUAGAUUUGAUGAAGAUCGAUCAAGAAGAUGACGAUAACAAUAAGAGCAACCAAGAUAUGAUCAGCGCUAAGAAGAAUAAGAAGAAUCGGGUGUUGCUGGAGGCGGUGGAUGAACUGAAGAGGACAAAGAGCUUAACCGGUGACGACCUAGACGAACUAAAAGGGUGUUUAGAUCUGGGGUUUGGCUUCAGCUACGACGAAAUUCCCGAGCUUUGCAACACCUUACCUGCACUUGAGCUGUGUUACUCUAUGUCUCCUACUAACACAUCUCCGGACACCACCGUCCCCAAUUGGAAGAUCUCUACUCCUGGUGACCAUCCAGAAGAUGUUAAAGCAAGGCUUAAAUUCUGGGCACAAGCUGUGGCCUGCACUGUCAAACUAUGCAACUAAAGGAUUCAAGAACAAUCAUUGGAAAAUUCUUAACGAUGAUCAUAUCAGCUACAUGAACCCUUACGUUCUGCCGAUCCAUGGCAGUUGGGGGGAUGAAAUUUCCUGCAAUUGUUGGAAAUGGACCAGCCAAAAAUCUAAACAUGGAUCAGGUUUGGGAUUAGACAAUGCUAGAACCAGUCUUGACUUAAUUCUGUGGGGAGUAGGACGUAUACUAUAUCUAUUGUAUCCAGUCUUCUAUGAACAAAAUAUUGCUUUUAUUAGCUUAUAUUCUCAGUUUCUCACUGCUACUAUGAUUAGUUGGUGUUUGAUAUAUGUAUGUAUAGCAAUGAGGUCCAACAGUGUGUUGGUUUUGUAUGCAGUUGUGUGAGCUUUACCAACUAGCUGGGGAACUCUGCAUUUGGUGAGGUAACAACCUAAUGCAUUCACAUCAUCUCAGCUUUGCCAACAAUAAACUCAUUUUAUCAAUAGAAGCAGGGAUGGAUCGAGAGGGCGGCACAGUCUUUAUUUCUAAAAGUUUCAAAUUAUCAUAUAUUUUUAAUAUUUUCCUUGUAUUUUUUAUUGUUUGUUUGUCUUUCAAGAUUUUUAUAAGUUCGUCCUCUAAUAUAAAAUCACGUGUCUUUCCUUGAAUAAACGAAUACUCGUAUAUUCUUAGUGGUGCUGUGAAGCAGUUGAGAGUUGAGAACGAGGAGAAAGAAAAAUAAGGGUGAGCAUGUAUCUCUUUCAAGUUUAUGAUUUGUCCCAUGUUCAUGUUCAUCGCUUCUA